GCUCCUGGUUCCCCCCCCCCUCCCCGCGCGUCCCUUCCCGUCGGGCUGUGAUGCGCCUCCUGUCUUGCGCUCGGGCGCAUUGUUCGCGGGCGCGCACCGCGCUGCGUCCGCCCGGCUGGAUGAUGGCGCGCUCCGGGGCGACCCUUCUCGCCCCCUCUAUAAGAAGCCGGCCGGGGCCAGGGACUGGCAGACACGCUCGGGGAGGGCCCCAGCGAGCAGGACCACGCCAGCCCUCUGGCCCGCGAGCGCCUUGACUCCUCUCCAGGGGGAUCCUCGCCUCGCCAAGGACGUCCGACAGCCCGGACCCGGGAGCGGCUCCUCGGGGGACUUUGCGCCGCCGGCAGCUUCUCUCUGCCUCGCUUUUCUUUUUUGAAUCCCCGAAAUCUUCGACUGGGGGGGCUCCAGCGCCUUUGGACAAGUGAAGAGCUUUUCCCGGGCGGCCGGUGCGUGCCUCGCCUGCAAGGGCUUCGGAAGCCGCUGCCCCACCUCCCGCCACCCCCCACCCACCCCGUCUCCUCUCCGGGCUUUUCUUCUUUUCUUUUUUGCGGUUCCGCCGAGCAGGCGGGCCGGGCAGGCGAAGCGAUGAGCCCCGUGGCAUUAAUGCUAGGCUUGAAGACCUUGUGGGUUUUGGCUUUUUCCUCUCUUUCCAACACGUUGGCGGUGAAUAACAGCGGCCGAUGGUGGGGAAUCAUCAAUGUGGCUUCCUCAACCAACCUGCUGACAGACUCCAAAAACGUGCAGCUGGUGCUGGAUCCGUCCCUUCAGCUGCUGAGUCGCAAGCAGCGGAAGCUCAUCCGCCAGAACCCGGGCAUUCUGCACAGCAUCAGCAGCGGCCUGCAGAGCGCCAUCAAGGAGUGCAAGUGGCAAUUCCGCAACCGCCGAUGGAACUGCCCCACCAUGCCGGGCCCCAACAUUUUUGGCAAGAUUGUCAACAGGGGUUGCCGGGAGACUGCUUUCAUCUUUGCCAUCACUAGUGCCGGUGUGACCCACUCUGUGGCCCGCUCUUGCUCCGAAGGCUCCAUCGAAUCCUGCACUUGUGACUACCGCCGGCGGGGCCCAGGGGGUCCCGACUGGCACUGGGGUGGCUGCAGUGACAAUGUCGACUUCGGCAGGGUUUUUGGACGAGAAUUUGUUGACUCGAAUGAGAAGGGGCGGGACCUGCGUUUCCUGAUGAAUUUGCACAAUAACGAGGCAGGACGUCUGACAGUCUUCACUGAAAUGCGUCAGGAAUGUAAGUGUCACGGAAUGUCAGGAUCCUGCACUGUCAAGACCUGCUGGAUGCGGCUGCCCACGUUCAGAACCGUGGGCGACUUCCUCAAGGAUCGCUUUGAUGGUGCCUCACGUGUCAUCUAUGGCAACAAAGGGAGCAACCGAGCCUCCCGUGUGGAGUUGCACCACCUGGAGCCUGAAAACCCUGCCCACAAACCACCUUCCCCCCAUGACUUGGUCUACUUUGAGAAAUCGCCCAACUUCUGCACGUAUAGUGGCAAGACGGGCACAGCCGGCACAGCUGGCCGCUCCUGCAACAGCUCCUCCCCGGCCCUGGAUGGCUGUGAGCUGCUGUGCUGUGGGCGGGGGUACCGAACCCGGACCCAACAGGUCACAGAACGCUGUAACUGCACAUUCCACUGGUGUUGCCAUGUCAGCUGCUUGAACUGCACCAACAUGCAAGUCUUGCAUGAGUGCUUGUGAGCAAGGAAGGGAAAGCAAGGAGCAUCCCCUAUGGAGAAAGGAAACAUUCUUCCUCAAAUAUCAGGAUCCAAAAAGCAGUCCUGCCAGCAAGAUGCACAUACCCCUCCCCACAUUUCUCAGUAAGAGCACAGCACCUGCUGUGACCCAGAAAGGAGCAACUGCAAGUUCUGUUCACGCCCUUUGUGGAGACUCAGCACAAUUGGGAUGGCAGCAAGAAUGGUUGUGUGUGUAUAUAUAAACACUUACAAAUGGACUCCUCAACAGUUCAUAUUGUUUUUCUGCCGGGCAAUCCCUCAGGUCCCGCCUGCUUGUUGAGAUUCUGAGAAAGGACUUGAUUUGAACGAGAUCUUUGUUAGGGCAGAGCUUUAGAACUUCUCUCACACGUUGCGUUAGCUGGAUCUUUGGGUUCCUGUGUCUGCACAGUGGCAGGAAUAAAGGUAGUGCCUCGAAACGUAUGCAGAUUACCUUUCCCUCGUCACAGCCAGUUUCCAUGCACGCUUAAAAUUAGGAGUUUCUGGUGCAGAGAAAGACUUUUCCACAGCACUGCCUACAUGGACUAUCUGUCUCACGGAUGAGAUACUUUGUAUAUGAUUACUAAGCAUUGGAAGGGGUGUAUUUUAUACUGCUUUGGGGAGGGAAGUGUUGAAUCCCUCACCCCACACGGGAUGCAACCCAAUGUGUCAGAUCCAUGGAAAGCCACUGGAGCAGCUGCUCUUAAGUAAUCUGUGCACAAUCAGCAUGAAAGGAAGCUCUAUAGGGAUAUGACAGUGCUCUUGAGCAGUUCCCAUUCUUUGGCCAGGGAUCGUCCCAGUCAAUUGCACUCUAUGGUGAUUGGUGGAUAUGGCCACUGGUUCGGUCUUUUGCCCAAAGGAUGGUUAGCAACUCUCCCUAAAUUACAUGUUGUUACAUGUGUUUACAACUAUUCCCACAUGUAGUUCCUGUGUCCAUGUGCCUUUUAGCCUUUGAUCAUUUUGCCAGGAAAGCAGUGUCCAAUAGAAAGUGUUUUUUAAAAUAUUUUUACAGUUGUACAUAUAUGUAUUUUUCCCUUUUACUGCUCUCUCACUUGGCGAAUCCUGUAAAUAAUAUGCACUGAAACCGUGGCUGGGGAUUGCUGAUUAUUUUGCAUAUAUGUGUAAAUAAAAUAUUUAUUGUUGCCUGUUUCAUA
Messenger RNA from Sphaerodactylus townsendi, 2857 nucleotides. It is a transcript of the gene WNT1, whose product is annotated as Wnt family member 1. Gene Ontology annotation, biological process: cell fate commitment; multicellular organism development; neuron differentiation. Gene Ontology annotation, molecular function: cytokine activity; frizzled binding. NCBI's taxonomy places the organism in Eukaryota, Metazoa, Chordata, Lepidosauria, Squamata, Sphaerodactylidae. The transcript is spliced from 4 exons. The record is from RefSeq and is a predicted model, not a curated record. Gene Ontology annotation, cellular component: extracellular region. Bases 583 to 1692 code for a protein of 369 amino acids.